CGCAGAGGAUGGAAGAGAUCCUGCGUAUAUGUGGGAGAUUGUACAAGGAGGAAAGGUUGUAUAUUGUAUUGAUGGUAAGGAUCUUGCUCAAGGUAAUUGGAUGAGAUUUGUGAAUUGUGCAAGAUUUGAAGAAGAACAAAAUAUAAUUGCAUAUCAAUACAAUGGAGAAAUUUACUACCGAGUUUAUAAAGAGAUUGAAGCCAAUAAAGAAUUGCUUGUUUGGUAUGGAGAUGAGUAUGCUGAACAGUUGGGAAUAUCCUUGUUUGAUGAGGAAGAUAAUGACAAGCAUCAGUUUGAAGUUGGAGGUCACAGCUGUAGACACUGUGGAAGGAUGUAUACUUAUCCCGAUUAUUUAGAGAAACAUUUAAAACGAUGUCCAAUGCUUGUUUGUACGAAUCCCUGGGAAUGUCCACGUUGUGGUCGAAAGUACAGUAGUGAAGACUAUCUAAAUGUUCACAUGAAAAAUGAAUGCGGAAAAAAUCCACGAUUAAAACGACAUGUGAGGGUUCAAACAGGAGAGAAACCUUAUCGAUGCAAACAUUGUGGUAAAACAUUUAGACAGCUUUCUAAAUUGAAUGAACAUGUUAGGAGACAUACUGGAGAGAAACCUUACCAAUGUGAAAAUUGUGGUAAAAGAUUUAGACAGCUUGGUAACUUAAGACGUCAUGGUAUGAUACAUACAGGAGAGAAACCUUAUAAAUGUGAACAUUGUGGUAAAACAUUUUCACAGAAUUGUGAUUUGAAUAGACACCUUAGGAUACAUACAGGAGAGAAACCUUAUCAAUGUCAACAUUGUGGUAAAACCUUUACACUGCUUGGUACCUUAAAACGUCACAUGAAGAUACAUACAGGAGAGAAACCAUAUCAAUGUCAACAUUGUGGUAAAACAUUUACACAGCAUUGUAACUUAAAAAAACACGUAAGGAUACAUACAGGAGAGAAACCUUACAAAUGUGAACAUUGUGGUAAAACUUUUAUAUGGAAUGUAGCCUUGAAACAACACCUUAGGAAACAUACGGGAGAGAAACCUUAUCAAUGUAAACACUGUGGUAAAACAUUUAAAGCGCAUGGUGACUUAAAUCGACACCUUAGGAUACAUACUGGAGAGAAACCUUAUCGAUGUGAACAUUGUGGUAAAACAUUUACAGAGCAUGGUAGCUUUAAACGUCACUUUAGGAUACAUACUGGAGAGAAACCUUAUCAAUGUGAACAUUGUGGUAAAACAUUUACAAACAAGUGUGACUUGAAAACACACAUUAGGAUACAUACUGGGGAGAAACCUUAUCAUUGUGAACAUUGUGGUAAAAGAUUUAAUAAGUCUAAUAAUUUAAAAAGACACAUGAAGAUACACACAAGAAAAACCUUAUCAGUGUGAACAUUUUGGUAAAACAUUUAAUGAGAUGAGUAACUUGAAACAACACGGUAAGAUCCAUGCUCGUAAGUAACAUUUAUGAUAUGAAUACUGUGGCAAGGGAUUUACAAAGGAUUGAUUGAGAGUAAGGCUGACAAUGAGGAGGCCUUGGCCCUUCUAAUCUUGUGAAGGACUGCCAUCAUGAAAAAAUGAAAUCCUUAGAGAAAUUAACAUGUAGGUAAUCAGUGACGAUAUCAGCCUGAUCUUUUACUCCCAGAAUUCAAAUAUUUCGAUGUCUUUACAAAAUUGGUUCAUUUUAUUGUCUUCCGGCGAUUGAACACAAAAAUAUUUAAAUUGUAGCAGUGAAAAACGUGAUGGCUUUGCUAUUGGGGGUCACGUUUUUCAUCCCACCAUGUAAUUUAAUAUUAUAUAAAUAAUUGUUUUAUAUAAAUCCCUCAUUACUUGUAAUUUAAUAAUGUCUGAUGAUACAUUGAGAGUCAAGACGAAACGUUACGCUAAUGAAUAAAUAUUUCGUUUUUAUACAUUAUUUUUGUAUUGAAGUGCUCUUUUAAAAGCACUUUGCUGGGAUUUAAUAUUUAUAAUAAGAAUUCGCUUCCCGCCCGGUACAUCCCAGGUUACUACCCUGUAAAUAUAUGCUUAUAUAAAGCCUCAAAUAAAAAUUUAUAUCAUUUAA
Molecule: messenger RNA, 2045 nt
Organism: Xenia sp. Carnegie-2017
Lineage: Eukaryota; Metazoa; Cnidaria; Anthozoa; Malacalcyonacea; Xeniidae
Product: zinc finger protein 501-like
Exons: 3
Coding region: 29-1375 (448 amino acids)
Biological process (GO): regulation of transcription by RNA polymerase II
Molecular function (GO): RNA polymerase II cis-regulatory region sequence-specific DNA binding; DNA-binding transcription factor activity; protein binding
Source: RefSeq, a predicted model, not a curated record